Doryrhamphus excisus (bluestripe pipefish) is the source of this 3430-nucleotide messenger RNA. It is a transcript of the gene misp, whose product is annotated as mitotic spindle positioning. The record is from RefSeq and is a predicted model, not a curated record. NCBI's taxonomy places the organism in Eukaryota, Metazoa, Chordata, Actinopteri, Syngnathiformes, Syngnathidae.
AAGCAUUCUUGUUCUAAUGUCAGCGUUACUGUUAAACGAUUCACGUUAUCGCUUGACUUCAGACUGACUAUUGACACUGGCCUACUAUAUUCAACAAGUGAGUGUCCAAUAGGAGCGACUGACACUGCCUUUAAUUUGUUGGUCAUGAUAUUCUUUCUAAUCAGAAUAAAACACAGGACGGAGAUAUCUGGCACAAAAGUAUUUGUGAACAAUAUAUGACGUGUAUUAUUAAAAGUGUAAAAGUGAAUUGAAUCAAACAAAAUACAUAUACAGUAUCACCCGCCCCUAGUGGCCAUGAACUGUUAGCGCCCCCUACAGGUUAUAAAUCUUUGUCCAGAGAGUUUCUGUUCGAAAUGUUUCUCUGCUUGCUCUCCUCUUGUCCACUUGUUCGCCUCUGGCCUUCUGUCACUUGACAGUGAACAGGGUGUUAUCAGUUGACGGCAGGGGGGGAGGGGCUACUGAUGACGUCUUAUCUGCUCGACUGCACGUGUAGGCUAAUGCUAAAGCUAAUGGUUUUGUCAGAAGUCACGUCCCAAAUUCGGAAAAUAUUAAAAGAACUAAGGUCUUGGGGUUUGUGACUGAGUGUAUGAGUUUCAUAAAAAAAAAAACUAAAUGGCUAACUGGCUAAAUGUAAUCGGCGGUCUCAAAUGGAGCACUUCUGUCACUGCACUUCAAUAAGUAUACUACUUUUAACAGUGUAGCAAUAUUUAGCCACUACUUCUUGAAUAUUUUUUACUGCUAUGGUUUGCUUCUUCCGCAAGAGUUUGUGUUCAAGAAUUUUCAUCCAUCUAAGUUGUCAUCUGGUCCACACCCCCCCUCUGCUGCCAUGGACAAAAUUCCCAGGAGGUGGGUGCUCAAGCCUUUGUCCCCCCUGCUGCAUCCGUCUGACCUACGUAGUAUAGCGAGUCCAAGCAAUGGUGAAGAUCAUUUUAUGGCUACCGACAGUGUUACUGACUCCCGCCAAGAGCAGGGUGAGAUCAGGGAGCUGGUGGUGCAGGCCCGCCAGAUCACCUUGUCACAAGAUGGCGGCGACAGCAGCGACGAUUUGUAUUCCAGCAGUCCCAGCAGCAGCUCAGGCUCUCACUGUGGGUUCUACUCCUUUGUGGAGGAUCCAACCAGUCCAGAAGCAGAGCUGAAUGAGGCGUGGAUGGUCUCACCUCAGCGGCAAGUUCAUCUCACCACCUUGAAGGAGGACAAGGCCUUCAAAGUGCAGACCUACAACAGUGGCAGGAAACCAGAGACUAUGUUCUCAGAGUCAGAGUCACAGUACAAACUCCAGCCGGAAGACCUCUGCAAAGCAUUUGGGCCAGAAGAAGAGAAGCAACUGAGGAAGGAUAUCAUUCGGAAGCAAGCCCCAAAGAAGAAGCCAACAUCUGAGAUGAGUGUGGUGGAGAAGCUGGAUUGCAGUAAGUCUGCAAAGUUGCUGUCAGAAGGUUUCAGUUUGAGCUACACUUCCAUCAGAGGAGAACCCUCCCGUCCUGCUGAACCUGGAACAAUUGUCAGCGAGCAGAUCAACUUCAGUGCAGCUCGGCAGCAGUUUAUGAAGCCAGAACAGGACGUGCAGAAUACCCCCGUUCGCUCUUGGAGGUCAAGGGUGUCCUGGAAGGCGGAGGAAGAGGGCGCACCAAGGUCAGAACUGUCUGGGGAAGGUGCAACCUUUGUGGACUGGAGAAAAACUGAGAAUGACCUCAACGGCCUCAAUGAUGACGACUUGCUGGUGAAGGUGCAUGCCGGCUACAUCAGCAACGAGGAGGUGUUUGAUGAAAGCAUACAAGCUGGAAGCAAAGGAAAGUCCUACCUUCACUGUGAAACCCCGAUUGAGCAGGAGAUCCGUUUAGUUCAGGAACGUGAGGAGAAUCUCAGACACUCACGAGGCCUGAAGCACAGUGACGGAUACUCAGAGAUAGUGGAGAUCCGAACCAAGCGUAUGAAGUCACCACUAACAUCAAUUGAGGCCACAGAGAAGAAGCAUGUGGGCUUCAUCAUUCAGCAAGACAACCAGAACGAGAACCAAAAGCAGGAGGUCUUAGAUCUGCCACAGGGAUUCUCAGCCACAAAGGAGAACCUGCAGGACCAAGAUAUCUUUCUGUCCCCUUGUUGUCCUCAUCGGCACGCUGAAGAAACCUCCUCUUCUCGCCCACCAUCCUGGACUAGAACUUAUUCUUGGAGGGACAAUCAGGAGUCCACUGGCCUACAAUGUGGGAAAAAAGGGGCCCUGGAUUUAAUUGAGAAGGAAAUCCAAGAGACUUUGCAAAGGGAGCAGGAGCUUCGCGAGUCCAGGGAGUGCAAGGGGUCCAGAGAGUCCAGAGAGUCCAGAGAGUCCAGAGAGUCCAGAGAGACCAGAGAGACCAGCAAGUCCAGGGUGCCCAUGGAGCCCAGGGAACACAGUCUCUUCUCUCCAACCCCUUUAGUAGAGCAGGCAUCCAGAAUGUUUUCCAAGGAAAUCCAAGAGACUUUGCAAAGGGAGCAGGAGCUUCGCGAGUCCAGGGAGUGCAAGGGGUCCAGAGAGUCCAGAGAGUCCAGAGAGUCCAGAGAGUCCAGAGAGUCCAGAGAGUCCAGAGAGUCCAGAGAGUCCAGAGAGUCCAGAGAGACCAGCGAGUCCAGAGAGACCAGCGAGUCCAGGGUGCCCAUGGAGCCCAGGGAACACAGUCUCUUCUCUCCAACCCCUUCAGUAGAGCAGGCAUCCAGAAUGUUUUCCAACCAGUUUUACCUCACAAAAAGCUCAGAUGACGUCUCAGCAACUUGUCCUACUGUUUCCUUGGUGACCACCUCCCAUGCACCACCCCCUUCCAAAGGCCUGACGGGGGCACUGCUGCGGGACUUUGAGGAACGACGAGCACGACUAAAGCUUGAUGAGAGUUCGUACGCUGGGAUCCAGCCUGUCGAUGACAUCAACAACCAGGUCGUGGAAUCAACGCGGGUAGUGAGACAUAAAAACCAGCGAGCUCUCCGCUGGGAAGCGGGGGUCUUUGCCAACCAACUGGAUCACUGAGGCCAACAGGACCGCAUCCAGAUCCGCAUUCAGAACCACAUCUUGACAUGAGUACAGGUCCAGGUCAAGAGUACCGCAUCAGUUCAAUGUGUCGUUUGCUGAGUGGUCAGUGCUCAUGCUGGAGGGUUUGCGUCAGAAGGGGACGAUGACAACAUCGUUGUCAUUACAUAAUGAUGAUGAUGAUGAGGAGGAGGAUGGUGAUAAAGCUCAAAAUGAAUGCUGAUCACUUCCUUCAAUCAUAAAAACACAUGUUCACUGUUUCCAUGGCAACAUGCUGGUCGGCCUCCAGGAAAUAAAGUGUGUGUGUUGUGUCUGUGUGUGUAUUGAAGCACCUUAUCGCCAUCAGCACUGUUUCCAUGGCGACUGAAUGAUGAGCCUCAAGUUUCAGGACAUAAGGCAGUAUGUGUGUGUUUUAGACAUUAAAUGAAGUUUGACACA